AUGAUCCAACAAUUAUUGAUGAUCGUGAUCAUCAGAAUUGGACGACAUUACAUUAUUCUUGUUACAAUGAACAUAUUCUUAUUGAAAUAUAAUCCAAAUAUAAAUAUUAAAGAUAAAUAUUUUUCUCAAACAGCAGUACAAUUUGCGAUAUAUCGACAAUUUCAUGAAAUUGUCAAAUUAUUCAAUGUGACAUUGAAGGAAAAUGUUGAAGAUGUUUCAAAAGCAAAAAAUAUUCCUAUUUUUCGAAAAAAAUCAAAUUUAUUUCUUGGAAAAUACAAAUUAACCGAAAAUCAAAUGAAACAAAUCAAAUUUCCAUUUUCGAAUUCUAUUUACACNUUUAUUAUGUUGGACAAAGCAUUGCUUAAUAUCGUAUAUGAUUAUGAUUUUACAUCAGAAAAUGAAAUAAACAAAAUUGAAUAUCGUGGUCCAGAACGUUACUUUCGACCACGUGGAUGGUAUCGAAUUGCCAUUGAUGUUCUUCGAAAAUAUAAAGAUACUACUUGGUUAGGUAUUGAUAAAAAUGCAUGGCCAGUUGCUUAUCAUGGUACAGCAAGUGAUAAUGCUCGAAAGAUUUUAUGUAAUGGAUUAUUAGCUGGUGGAAGUCAAGGUAUUCAACAAUUGAAUGGUGAAGUUCAUGGAAAAGGAAUCUAUUUAUCGCCUUAUUCAACAUAUUCAGGAAAUGAACGUUAUGCUAGACCAUUAACAAUGGAUGGAAAACGAUAUCAGGUGAUAUUUCAAGUCAGAGUUGAAUCUAGUGAAAUUAUCAAAACAACAAAUAGAUUGGUUUGGGUUUGUCGUAAUCCAAGUGCAAUACGACCUUAUGGAAUUCUUUACAGAGAAAUCAACGAACAAUAA
Adineta ricciae is the source of this 855-nucleotide messenger RNA. The record is from the annotation of a GenBank genome assembly. Lineage: Eukaryota; Metazoa; Rotifera; Eurotatoria; Adinetida; Adinetidae.